Chara braunii is the source of this 953-nucleotide messenger RNA. The record is from the annotation of a GenBank genome assembly. Lineage: Eukaryota; Viridiplantae; Streptophyta; Charophyceae; Charales; Characeae.
ACGAGGCCACGUGGCAUCACCGCAGUUUUCCAUUCUUUUUUUCUUUCCCGCCAUGGCGAACAUGGGUGUAACGACUGCCGCAUCGACGGCUGUGAGCGCGGGAUCGGGAUCGGCGACGGCGACGAUCGUUGCCGCCGCCKCCGUCCAGCAUUCAUCUGGGGGGGGGAAUGAGAAACGCGCGUGGCUCUCUUCACAAUCGAACACAGCAGGAUUGGCUGCAUUGGGGAUUGACAUCUGCGACCGCAGCAGCAAGCACGAAGGUUAUGGCCGACGAGAAUGGGGAGUUCACCUGCGUUCUGUUUUCUAUGGCGAAGGGAUUGAUCAGGAAAGAACAAAGCGGUUUGGAAUCAAGUCAAGGCACAUUGACCUGCACAGAAACACAUUGCGAGACCGCGUUGCAUCUUCAAAAAAGGUUUUCCCAAAAUGGUUUUGCAAGACAGCACCGGUGGAAAUUCUUCGUGACGCAAGGUGCAUGGAUGAAGUGUAUGAUGCUCUUGCAAAGCGACUACUGGAAGCAGCGCUGAGAACGCCUCCAAAAAAGAAGCAGAUGGUUGCACUUGCUGGCACGCCUGGUGCUGGCAAAUCUACAGUAGCAAAUGCGGUGUGCGAUCGGCUGAACCUCUUAGCGGCAUCACAUCCCGCCCUCCAAAAGGGCGAGGUGGGAGGUGGGAAUCCAGGGAAGGUACAACAAGGCAGUGAUAUUGCAAUUGCUCUCCCCAUGGACGGUUUCCAUUUGUACAGGUGGCAGCUAGACAAGAUGGAGGAUCCCCAAGAAGCACAUGCUCGGCGAGGAGCACCUUGGACUUUCAACCCACGCGGUCUUGUCGACUGUCUGAAGAAGAUAAGACAAGAGGGUGAAGGCUAUCUUCCAUCAUUUGAUCAUGGUGUAGGAGACCCGAUUGAAGAGGACAUCUUCGUUGCACCUCAGUAAGAUAUCCUGCCCCCCACCGCCU